AUGGAAGUGCAACUCAAUAUUUCAGUCCUAACCAAGCUCUUCCUUGUACAGUUUCUCUUAGCUUUCUGCGUUGCACAAGAUUUUGAUUUCUUUUAUUUUGUUCAGCAGUGGCCAGGAUCAUAUUGCGAUACAGAUCAAGGUUGUUGCUAUCCCUCGAAUGGGAAACCAGCAUCAGACUUUGGGAUUCAUGGUCUCUGGCCGACGAAUAAUGAUGGCUCUUACCCAUCAAAUUGUGACUCCAGCAACCCUUUCGAUAUAUCCAAGAUAUCAGAUCUUGUGAGCAGAAUGGAACAGGAUUGGCCAUCACUUGCCUGCCCAAGCAGCGGUGGCACCACAUUUUGGUCACACGAGUGGGACAAACAUGGAACAUGUUCCGAAUCCAUCCUAGACCAACAUGGCUACUUCAAAUCAGCACUUGAUCUCAAAGAUAAUCUUGAUCUCCUCCAAAUUCUUCAAAGCGCAGGAAUCCAGGCAGACGGGGGAUCUUACAGCUUGAGUAGCAUUAAAAAUGCAAUCAAGAGCGCAGUUGGUUCCACCCCACGGAUUGAAUGCAACACCGAUGGAUCUGGGAACAGUCAGCUGUACCAAAUCUACAUCUGUGUCGAUGCUUCUGCUUCAAACAUAAUUGAGUGUCCUGUCAUGCAAACUGGGAAGUGCUCCUCCGGUGUCCAGUUCCCAUCGUUCUAA
Molecule: messenger RNA, 687 nt
Organism: Coffea eugenioides
Lineage: Eukaryota; Viridiplantae; Streptophyta; Magnoliopsida; Gentianales; Rubiaceae
Product: extracellular ribonuclease LE-like
Exons: 4
Coding region: 1-687 (228 amino acids)
Biological process (GO): RNA catabolic process
Cellular component (GO): extracellular region
Molecular function (GO): ribonuclease T2 activity; RNA binding
Source: RefSeq, a predicted model, not a curated record